Messenger RNA from Pelobates cultripes (western spadefoot toad), 38687 nucleotides. The record is from the annotation of a GenBank genome assembly. NCBI's taxonomy places the organism in Eukaryota, Metazoa, Chordata, Amphibia, Anura, Pelobatidae.
AUGUCGCGCAGAGGUGAGCAGCAAAUCCCAAAACUGGUCUGGUGAUAGCCCUUUUAUGAGUUCUGAAGUUGGGACCCUGUGACAACUUCACUUCACUUGGAGUGUGCUACAUUGGAAAGAACUGCCUUUCAUCCAGUUGGUGGGAUUCCUUUUAGGCGCUUUUGUACAUCUAAGUAGAAUGUGUCACUUUUUAAUGUGUGAUUUAUUUUGCUUUAAUACAACAAGAAAAAAAUGUAAAGUUUGCACUAUGAUUUUUUUUGUUUUAUUUUUUUCCUUCUUUUCAUAAGGAUAUACUUUCUUCAUUGGUAACUAUAUGAGCAUUGUAGUGAUAGUGGUGCCUGUUUCUCUUUUCUGUGAAAUCUAAUAGCAUAUAUGCAUAUAUUCCCCUCUAAUUGUAAAGCGCUGCGGAAUAAGCUGGCGCCAUAUAAAUACCAAUAAUAAUAAUAAUAAUAAAAGCACUAUGUUAAGAUGUAGUGGAUUUCUUACGGAGUAUCCCUUUAAAAUGUGCUGUGGGAAUGUCAGACUAUAGCUUUGGUUAGUACAAUGCAGGAUAAAGCAACACUGUUCAAAAAAUUUAAAAAGUUUAAUCGAAAGAAGAUAAUAGAUAAUAAAAUGCCAGUUUACUGUAUACUAUAAACUAUUUAGUAAGACAGUUUUUUUUUUUUUUUUGUCUGUUGGCUUUAUGCAACCCCUUCUUUCCUUCUUUUUAAGCUGUGGUCUGUAAAGCACUGGUCUGGUCCGAGUUUGUAUCAUCUUAUUGUACAGGAUCUCUUAGCCUGAGGACCGAUAAGAAUAUCUGGUUUGUGAUUUAUAAAACAGUGCCCCUAUUCAGUAAACAAGACACACCAGUUAAUAGCCGCAGGAUCUAAUUUCACUCUGUGCAUUUGUCUCUGAACGAUGUACAAGCUGGAUGAUGGCACUCUCAAGACACUGAGCUUACAUGGUGAAGGCGAUCAGUGGACACAUUGGGUGGUGGAGGCAGGACUCAUACAGUGCACAGUGGUGUCACACACUCGAUGGUGAGAAAAUGUGGCAACUGGAUAUAUUCAGUAGGAGCCCAUUGUACAGGGUAGAUGUAAACAGAUUCUCAACACACUGAAGAGCCAGCAGCAAGAAUUCUGGAUGCAGUUGAACACAUCUGAUGGUAUCUGUAAUUUUGGAUGCAUCUAAGAGCUGGAUAUUUCAUUAAAGGACAUGAUUGCCUAUCUCCCCUGCUAGAACCAACUCAGGCAUGAGUGAUACUUCAGGCUGGUUGAAGCAAUGCUUGGACUUUCUUGAAGUAGGAAAUUACCUACUGGUGAUGUGCAAUGACCACAGUUGCUUCUCCAACUUGAGAUAAAAUGACUGGGUUCUCUUAAGAAUCUGGUGCCUCUAUUUACAAGUAAUUCAUAUUUCAUUUGAACGCCAUUUUACUUCUUCAUUUUAUUGACUUUACGGAGCUCUAUAGAGGUACAGUACAGCAGCAUUUCCCCUCAACCCCAGCCUUACAACUACAUGUAUAUUUUAAUGAGAAGACAAGUAUGGAUGGUAAAGUCAAGAGUUUUAGUCUUACUACCUAGAAUGAAGGUUUUACACCACAUUCUAGAUUAGAGUUUUAAAUUUUAAUUGCUAUAAACAGAAACUUUCUCUACCUUUAUGCUUGUGAUUCUAAUAUUUCGUCAGCAUAAUUUAAUAUAUAAAUUGUUGCAUUAAAUAGAUGCAGGGUAGGCAGUGCAAGUUUAGAGAGUUACGGUUUUCCUGCAAAGUGUCAAUGUGACAUGUGGGAGUCGGGUCGCUGAUAACAUCACGUUGGCAUCUAUUUAAAGCCAUGCAUUUGGAAAGAAUCCUGCCCACCUCAGCUAAAAGGCCGGGUGGACAAGCAUACAAUUGUUUUCUGGCAAUGCUGAAUACAUCCUACAAAAAUCUGAAAUGAAAUUGCAUUUCUGUUCUGUGUGAACAUUCAAGAGAAACUUCACAAUGUCCACAAGUAUUCUGUGCUUCCGAUCAUCCAUCAAACGAAGGCGAUCAGGUGAGACUAGACUCUCUUACCAACCCUUUUUGGAAAAUUAAAACCAUAGAUUAGUUUGUUUAUUCUUUUUUUUUGUUAGGAAACGUUUUAACGUAUUCCGUUUCAGAGAUUGAUUUGUUUUACGUUGUUUGCAUAGUAGCUUAUCAAGGAAGGUUUAAAAUAAAAUAAUUAAAUAGCCAUUUCACAUGAAAAAUAAAGACACUUAGUUAAAUACUAACAGACAUAUCUUGUGGAAUCGGAUAAGAUUAAUGGUGGCUGUUAGGGAAAGGAAAAUUAAAUGAUCAGGUGAGAGGCAAAACAAAAAUAAUGGACAAUGUGCAAGCUUUGUGAAGGUUAGAGAAGAUGAUUUUGAAUAUGUUGGUGGGUAGUUGACUGGAUGCGACAAUGGAAUUUUAAGCUUGGAGUUCUCAUAAUUGUGAAUGAAUCCACAGGAGGGGCAAUGGGCAAGGAAGAACAUUAAGUGACAUUUUAAGAAUAUCCUAGAGCUGAAGUGACCAAAGAUAGAUGUACAAAUUUUAGAAGACAACUUCCUUGAAGCUUUGCCAGGUUUAGGUUGGGCAGACCAUCUUGGGAGCAUAAAAUAAUAAAUCACAGAAAAAAAGAAAGCGCUAGGGGUAGCGCCGCAAUUUUGAUAUGUACAGUGAUAUAUACAGUAUGUAUUAUAUAAUAGAUAAACAAAUAUAUAGUUAAGAGUCCAAAAUGGUUGUUAACAACCCAAGGUAUUGCAAAUAGGGUAUGUCCAGUCUUUUGUAGAAGCCACUUAGUAACAAACACUGGCCAAAACUGGCAUUUAAAUUAGUUUUUUUGCAUUUUUCACACACAGACACACACACACACACAAACAAACAUUAACACUAACUUUGGCCAGUGUUUGUGACCAAGUGGCUACUAAAAAAGACUUAACAUACCCCAUUUGCAAUACCUUGGGUUGUCUACUAUUGCAAAUGGUAUGCCAUCAUGGGGGUAAUUCUCAUUCCUGAGCUACCAUACGGUGUCUCAAAGGCAACGUAACUAAUCUGGCGAAUUUCAAUGUGAAAAAACUGUAACUUCCCAAAACACCAUAAAACCUGCACAGGGGUACUAUUUUACACGUGAGACAUCGCUGGAUACAAAUAUGUGUAUUUUAUUGCAGUAAAAGCAAACACUUUCACAUUCACAGUUAAAAUGUCAUGCAGAACUAAAAAAUAAAUAACAGUUCUUAUUUUCUCCCAUUUUUAAAAUAUUUGAUUCAUAUUAAAUUAUGUUUCAUAGCUAAAUAUUUGAUGUAAAAUGAAAGCCCUGUUUUCCUUGAAUAAAAUGAUAUACAAUAAGUGUGGGUGCACAUAAUAUGAGUUGAAUUACGGUUGAACAGACAUAUUGUCAAAUUCCAGAUUUUGUUUUGAUCACAGCGUGUACAUUUGGCUCAGUCCUUAAGGGGUUAAAAACCACUAACAGGUGAUGGGAAUAAUAUUGAUUAAAAUGUCACCUGUCAAACAGUGGGUUAUAUCAUGCUUUAAGUGAACAAUCAGUUCUUGAAUUUCAUGUGUUGGAAUCAGGGAAAAUUGGCAAGUGAAAAGAUCUGAGUGACUUUGACAACGGCUAGACGACCGGGUCAAAGCAUCUCCAAAACAGCAAGUCUUGUGGGGUUGUUACUGGUAUGCAGUGUUUAGUACCUACCAAAAGUGGUGCAAGGAAGGACAACCAGCGAACCGGUGUCAGUGUGAUGGGUGCCCAAGGGAUAGGAGAGUCGUAAAAGUAUGUACUAGACAGUGAAUUGGUUUAUAUUCUAAAACACGGGUAAAGUUAGGUGUAAUUUAUUUCAUUAGCAUAAGCUGUAAUUUAAAGAUGACAUUAUAAUAAAUAUUUUGAUACUGUACAAAUAUAUGUACUCUUGUUGGCUUACAUAGUCCUUUGUGUGUGUGUGUGUGUGUAUGAACAAACUGAGCACACUGAACAAAAUUAUAAACGCAACACUUUUUUGUGUUUUUGUCCCCAUUUUUCAUGAGCUGAACUCAAAGAUCUAAGACUUUUUCUAUGUACACAAAAGGCCUAUUUCUCUCAAAUAUUGUUCACAAAUGUGUCUAAAUCUGUGUUAGUGAGCACGUCUCCUUUGCCGAGAUAAUCCAUCCACCUCACAGGUGUGGCAUAUCAAGAUGCUGAUGCUGACAGCAUGAUUGUUGCAAUGGUGUGCCUUAGGCUGUCCACAAUAAAAGGUUAAAUCACUUUGUUUAUACAAUCCUAGUUACACCUACCUGCAUGUGACUUUCACAACCUUCCUAAACAAUUCCUUUAAAUAAAGAUCUAAUGCUUAAACUUCCUUUAUUGUACAUUCUGUUUAAUUUAGAAUAUCUUCUCUCUUGCUAUGUUAAUAGCCUUCAAUACCCUGCAGGAUCCUUCUGUGUGUGAUUAAAAGAACACUGUAGUGUUAAGAAAACAUAGCUGUAUUUCAAACACUACAAUACUGAUGCACCUUAACAUUUUGGUCCUUCAAUUGUAAAAAAAUUUUUUACAAAAUUAACAAACUACCUUUUCUCCAGGGGGGCAGGACUGCAGGCACCAUAACAACUUCAGUAAGACUUGUUAAAAUGCCUAGAGUGUCCCUCUUGCAAUUUGUUUUCUGGCUGUGCCUGGACUGAAUUGGACUAAUUUUCUAAAUUUUUAAUAUACAUUUAAGAUAAAAAAGAGUAUAUGAUUUGUAAUAUUUUAAGCAGGUGUAAUUUCUAAAGAAGUGAUGGUUCCGCUUUAAGAUGCUAAAAAAUGAAUAAUACAUACUAUUUCUUGUGAUGUACAAUUGAUAUACAAGCUGUUGAGUACAGUUUGGUAAAGAUUUGUAAUAUACCGCUAAGAUGGCACCAGUUGCAGAACAAAUUAAAAUUUAGGCUGGUCACAGGUUUCAUUUCUGAGAGUACCAACAAAACCUGUAAUCUUUCUAAGUUGAGUCAUAGUAAUAUCUAUGAAAUAUUUUGAAUUGACAGCCUGUGCAAUAUCAUUUAAGUUUCUUAAGAGGGGAAACUGUAGAUUGUUAUAUGUAAUGUCAGUUGUUACAUAGUUACAUAGCUGAAAAGAGACUUGCGUCCAUCAAGUUCAGCCUACCUCACAUGUUUUUUGCUGUUGAUCCAAAAGAAGGCAAAAAAACCCAGUUUGAAGCACAAUUUUGCAACAAGAUAGGAAAAAAAAUCCUUCUUGAUCCCAGAAUGGCAGUCAGAUUUAUCCUUGGAUCAAGCAGUUAUUACCCUACAUUGAAAGAUUAUAUCCUUGAAUAUUCUGUUCUUGCAAGUAUGCAUCUAGUAGCCGUUUGAACAUCUGUAUGGACUCUGAUAAAACCACUUCUUCAGGCAGAGAAUUCCACAUCCUGAUUGUUCUUACAGUAAAAAAACCUUUCCUUUGCCUUAGACGAUAUCUUCUUUCUUCCAGUCUAAACGCAUGGCCUCGUGUCCUAUGUAAAGUCCGGUUUGUGAUCAGACAUGGGUCAGACACACACAGUGUGCGUGUAUGUGUCUGCAUGGGUCAGACACACACAGUGUGCGUGUAUGUGUCUGCAUGGGUCAGACACACACAGUGUGCGUGUAUGUGUCUGCAUGGGUCAGACACACACAGUGUGCGUGUAUGUGUCUGCAUGGGUCAGACACACAGUGUGCGUGUAUGUGUCUGCAUGGGUCAGACACACACAGUGUGCGUGUAUGUGUCUGCAUGGGUCAGACACACAGUGUGUGUGUCAGCCAACACAAGUAAUUUUAUGUCUGCUUGAGUCAGUGUGUGUGUGUGUCACUCUGCAUGAGCCGGCGAAUGUGUGUCUGCAUUGGCCACUAAUUGUGAUUAGUUGCUGCAGCACCUUGUCUUGAGUUAACCAAUUACAAUUAUUCUGCAAGUUUUUAGUUGCAAUCAUUUGCACAUCUAUUGCCAUGGGUUCUUCCUUAAUAUAUAUGGAGGGGAAAUAGUUAUUUAAAAUUCUUGCCUUUUCCUGAUCUUCAUUAACUAACACCCCCGUUUCAGUUUUUAGUGUACCUACACUUUCAUUUUGUUUUUUUUUAGAAUUUAUGUGCUUAAAAAAUGCUUUGGGGUUGGUUUUGCUCUCUUCAGCUAUCAUUAUUUCAUUUUGAAGUUUAGCAAGUCUAAUUGCCUUUUUGCACGCAUUAUUUGCAUCCUUAUAUCUUUUAUAAGAUGCAUCUGAUUUGUCCGAUUUAAAUGCCCUUUUCUUAGUUGUAAUCUCUUGUUUUACUUCUCUACUAAACCACAUUGGUUUUAAUUUGUUUCUUUUACAUUUAUUUCCCAAUGGUACAUACUGAGAAAUGUACCUUUGUAAUAUUUGUUGGAAGAUGAUCCAUUUAUCCUCAGUGUUCUUUUCACUAAAGAGUUUAUGCCAGUCAAUAUAUUGUAAAGCUUCCCUUAACUUAUUGAAAUUGGCCUUUUUAAAAUUAUAUGUUUUAGUAUUCCCCAUGUGCUUUUGUUUUUUUUGAGUUUAUUUCAAAGGACACUAUAUUGUGAUCACUAUUCACUAUCACUAUAUUGUGAUCACUGUUAAACUGCAUGACGUGGUAAUUCUGUUUAUAUUAUUACUUUAUAUUAAAGCCAAUUUUCAAAAUGAUUUGCUUGUGAUUUUCAAAUUAUUCAGUCAGUGUGCUAGGCGUGACAUUUAUAGAUAUUUUAGAAGUUAUGUUUAAAAUAUAAGUAAAUAAAAAUGCAAUAUUUCUCUGUAUGGGUUAACUCUGUUUCUCUUUGUUUUCAUAGUAGGCCCAGUUAUGGCUUCCCGAGUUAUGAUACAGAAUGAAUUCCAAUGCAGCUCACCCGUUAGCACCACGCAACUCGCAGACAUGAGUGCAGGUAAUAUCCUUUGCUGUAUAUUAUUGUAGUGAACACAAAUGUUUUAUCAGUAGACAGAAUAAAGCCUACCGAAGAGAUCACAUUCCUUUUAAAUUAUUGUAUUUUAAUUAUUAAUAUAGAGCAGGGGCAGGUAACCUUCUGUACUCCAGAUGUUGUGGACUCAGGGCCGGCGCUCCCUGUGUCUGCAUGGGUCAGUGUGUGUGUGUCUGCUAGGGAUGGUGUGUGUGUGUCUGCUGGGGACAGUGUGUGUGUGUCUGCUGGGGACAGUGUGUGUGUGUCUGCUGGGGUCAGUGUGUGUGUGUGUGUCUGUAAGGGACAGUGUAUGUGUCUGCAUGGGUAAGACACACACAGUGUGUGUGUGUGUAUGUGUCUGCAUGGGUCAGACACACAGUGUGCGUGUAUGUGUCUGCAUGGGUCAGACACACACAGUGUGCGUGUAUGUGUCUGCAUGGGUCAGACACACACAGUGUGCGUGUAUGUGUCUGCAUGGGUCAGACACACACAGUGUGCGUGUAUGUGUCUGCAUGGGUCAGACACACACAGUGUGCGUGUAUGUGUCUGCAUGGGUCAGACACACAGUGUGCGUGUAUGUGUCUGCAUGGGUCAGACACACACAGUGUGCGUGUAUGUGUCUGCAUGGGUCAGACACACAGUGUGUGUGUCAGCCAACACAAGUAAUUUUAUGUCUGCUUGAGUCAGUGUGUGUGUGUGUCACUCUGCAUGAGCCGGCGAAUGUGUGUCUGCAUUGGCCACUAAUUGUGAUUAUGUGGACCAUUGAGUGUGUACGUGAGGGUGUGUAUGUAUCAGUGAUUGCAUUUGGGCAGAAAGGACCAUCAAAAAAAAAAAUCAAUAGUUUUAAAAGCAGGGCCGGACUGGCCCACCGAGAUACAGGGUAACUUCGUAGGUGGGCCGUGGCAUCUGGGGGCUGCGCAGGUAUGUGCCACCAGGUGGCCAGUCCGGUGGCACACUCAGAGGGAGCCGACCGCGUUCCACGCUGGAGCUGCCGGGCCGGGUGGCAGCCUCGCCGGUCCGGCGGCACUCCUAAUGCUGAGGACUGAAGGAGGAGGGAGCAUGUCUCUCUACCAUGCUCCCUCGCGGUUCCCACAAUUCACAGCAGCAUGUGGCAACAGAGAGAGGGUGAAUAGAUAGAAGCAGGGGAAGAAAGAGACAGUGGGAGAAUAGAGAGAGACAGAGGGGGAGAGUACACAGGGAAAGGGGGGAGAAAAGAGAAGGGGGGAGAGUGAGACACAAGGGGAGAAAGAGGGAGAGAGACACAGGGGAAAGGGGAGAAAGAGACAGAGAGUGAGACACAAGGGGAGAAAGAGGGGGAAUGGUAGAAGAGAUGGUAGAGGGAGAGAGAGACACAGGGAAAGGGGGGAGAAAGAGACAGAGGGGAAGAGAGAGAGACACACACAAGGGGAGGGGGAGAAAGAGGCAGAGGGGGGAGAGAGAGACUGGGAAGGAGAGGGGAGACAUGGACACAGAGGAGCAGUGAGGGGGAGAAAGAAACAUACAGAGGGGCUGUAUAUAUCACUGGUGGAUCCAGGGGGGGCAAUGGGCAAUUCCCCCCACCCCCCCGAGGCUCUCCCCUGCUGGCCAAUGCAGGGCUGGCACCAGGGCCGCCAUCAGAAAUUUUGGGGCCCCUGACAAAGCACAAGGUCUGGGCCCCCUCCCCUCCCCUUCGCCCUACCUAGUCCGCUGACAAUGAUGCAGGACUGAAUGUGGUGUGUAUAUUGGAAGUGAAUUAGAAUGUGUGUAAUGGAUGUAGUGUUUGUGUGUAUUAGAUACUGUUUGUGCAAUGAAUGCAGAGUGUGUGUUUGUGUAGCGGAUGCAUUGUGUAUAGUGAACGCAGAGUGUGUUUGAGUAGUGGAUGUAGUGUGUGUACAGUGAUGUAGUGUGUGUUUGUGUAGUGGAUGUAGUGUUUGUGUGUACUAGAUGAAAUGUGUUUAGUGGAUGCAGUGGAUGUAGUGUGUGUGUAUUAGACACAGUGUCUGUGUAUAGUGAAUGCAGAGUGUUUCAAUUUGUGGUGGAUUUAGUGUGUGUACUGUGAAUACAGGAAGUUUGUGUAGUGGAUGCUGUGUGUACAGUUAAUGCAGAGUGUGUGUUAUUGUAGUGAAUGCAGAGAGUGUGUUCAUGUGUGUUCAUGUGUAAUGAAUGCAGAGUGUGUGUUAGUGUGUAGUGAAUGCAGAGAGUGUGUUCAUGUGUGUUCAUGUGUAAUGAAUGCAGAGUGUGUGUUAGUGUGUAGUGAAUGCAGAGUGUGUGUUAGUGUGUAGUGAAUGCAGUGUAUGUGUUAGUGAAUGCAGUGUAUGUGUUAGUGUAUGCAGUGUGUGUGUUAGUGUAUGCAGUGUGUGUAUUGUAUUGGUGUAUACAGUGUGUGUUUUGUGUUGGUGUAUGCAGUGUGUGUUUUGUGUUAGUGUAUGCAGUGUGUGUAUUGUAUUGGUGUAUGCAGUGUGUGUAUUGUAUUGGUGUAUGCAGUGUGUGUAUUGUAUUGGUGUAUGCAGUGUGUGUAUUGUAUUGGUGUAUGCAGUGUGUGUGUUGUGUUAGUGUAUGCAGUGUGUGUGUAAAUGUGCAAUCUCGGGGGUGGGGAGGAAGGGGCAUUUUCACAUAAAUUUCACAUACAUUUCCUAUUAAAUUAAUUAACUGUUUCUCCCCCCUCCCUGCUUCUUACCUGUGUCCAGGGAGGGGGGAGAUUCAUUCCCUGGUGGUCCGGUGGCAUGGGGGGCCCCCAGCUCCUUGUUACCGCAGAGGGGGCCCAGCACACAGAUUCUUCUCUUCUAAUAACUCUUGCGAAACCCGCGGAGCGUUGCCAUGGUAACCAGGUCUCGCGAGAGCUAUUAGAAGAGAAGAGCAAUGUGCUGGGCCCCCUCUGCGGUAACAGGGAGCCGGGGGCCCGCGGCUGCACACAUAGAUAGCGACAGAAAGGGAAAGUGGAUCCCCCAGGAUCGCCGGACCCGUCACAACCGUUAUGGUUGUCACCCCCUGAUGGCGGCCCUGGCUGGCACUGUCCAAGCGCCCUGUGCCUUCACGGACUGGAGGGGAGAUCAGGCAGGCAGCCGGCAGAGGAGGGAGGAAGAGAGGACCCGGGAGCUCAGCUUGCAGCUCCCCCGGGUCCUUCUUGCGCGAGUACAGAGCGUUGCCGCGGUUACAGCGGUAACGCUCCGGCUCUCGCGAGAGUGAACUCUAGCCCUGGAGCUACGGGCUAGAGUUCACUCUCACCACUGCGACCACCAGGAACUCCUGGUGGUCGCAGUGGUGAGAGUGAACUCUAGUCCCAUACACACACUGCCCCCACACACACCAUACACAUUCAAACACUGCCCCCCCAUACACACACACAGACCCCCAUACACACAUUGCCCCACACACCCUACACACUGAACCUUUCACACAAACUGCACCCCUCACACAUUGCACCACUGCUCCAAUACCUUACUACAGCCCCAUAUCCCAGCAGACCCCAGGUAAGUUGUCAAACUGUUCUUAAACGGUUUGACUACUUACUCUGGGAGCGGGUCCUGGCACUCCUGGCACCAUAACCACUACACAGAGCAGUAGUGGUUAUUGUGCCUGGAUUAUUUCUUUAAAUAAUCUAUAAAUGCCCCUCCCGAGAUCAGGCUCUGGAUCCGCCACUGGUAUGUAUGUAUGUGUGUGUGUAUAUAUAUAUAUAUAUAUAUACAUAUAUAUAUAUAUAUAUAUAUGACAUGUAUAUUAAUGUGUGUAUUAGUUAUAUAUAUAUAUAAUUAUACCUUUAAUAUUUACACAUAUAUUAAUGUACAUUUAUAAAUGCAUAAUACACAGAGAUAUGUCAUUGAUAUGUACCAUAUGUAAUGAGCAGAUAUUGGCCCAGUCUUGUUGCUAGGUGCAUACUCCAGCACAAUAACAUAUUUAAAGUGAAGAGCGCACCCAAAGGACUUCAAAAUAAACAAGAUAACGUAAUUUUUUACAGUCGUGCCCUACAUACAUUCACCAUUUCAGUCCCAUUACCAAGCUUUCCUUAAUGUGUCAUGGUAGUUCGACUGAAACAUUGGUUAUAUACAAAAGCACGUCUGCUUAAAAUAAAUCUGCACUCUUGUUUUUUUUAUAAGCCUAUAUGUGCUUUUUUUUCACGUUGGAGUAAUAAUUUUAAAUUUUAAGUUAUCUUUUCUAACUCUGUAUCUGCUCACUAUGCUGGCGCAACGCAUAAUGGGGCUGGUAAAUAAUUUUUUUCCAGGGCUGCUUUUAAUUCUCAGUCCGGCCCUGUUUAAAAGAACACUAUAGUGUUAGGAAUAUAAACCUGUACUCCAAAUACUAUAGUGCAGGCAUAGGCAACCUUCGGCACUCCAAAUGUUUUGGACUACACCUCCCAUGAUGCUUUGUUAGCAUUAUGGUUGUAAGAGCAUUAUGGGGAAUGUAGUCCACAACAUCUGGAGUGCCGAAGGUUGCCUAUCCCUGCUAUAGUGUAUCUGUCCCUACAUAGAUUGAAACACCCCCCCACCAUAAAAUGAUUUUUAAAAAAAGAGAGAGGGGGGUUUACUUUCAUUAACAUUUUUCAAGCACCAAGAUUCCCUCUGCACUGCUUUUGCCUCCUUACCUCGCUUAAUGUCACUGAUGGGACAACACUGUUCCAAUCCAAUGUUACUCAUGCAGGAGCAUUGGGGAUCUGAUGCGCAUACAUGGCAAGCUCUAUGCACUUCCAACAGCAGAUGUGCCUCUAGUGACUGUCAGUGUGACAGGUACUAGAGGCAUGUUUAACCCUUCAAGGCAAGGCAAUGUUUUAUCUUGCCAGGUUAAACCUACUGGACUGCUGUGAAUUUAAUGGGGCGGCACAUUUUUUUUUUUUGCAUAGGGUGGCAGAAAUCCUUGCACCGGUCCUGUGUGGACUACAUCAUACCUGAUGCUUUGCUAAUAUAAUGGCUGUAAGAGCAUUAUGGGAGAUGUAGUCCACAUGAUCUGGAGAGCCAAAGGUGUAGAUGAUGGAUACUAGCAUCCUUCAUGUAGAGGGGACUCACCGCUCGUAAAUGAACUCUUGAUUCAUUUUAAUACAGUAUCUAUUUGCCCCAGUGCCUCCAGGAAUCAAACAUGACUUGGCAUAGACCUAUUUACUUCUUGUGGACACAAUGGUGUUUAGGUUUACCUGAUCCCUAUUUCCCUCUGCCCAAAAAGCUGAUUCCACAACUUCUAGAUUCUUUCAGUCCAGGUUUGAACAAAACACAAUCUUUUUCUAUCGCAAACUGGGCAGAUCUGCAAACCUCUAAGCAAAUGUUAACCGUUUUAUUCAAAGUCCAAGCCUGUUCUAUAAAAGAGAAGAGAUUUUAAUGUGUACAAUUUUGUAUAAUGACGUGAUACUGUGCAUUGCACAAAAACGUUCAGGCAAGUCUUGGAAAUCAGAUGUUAUCUCCUUGUCUUGGAAACCAAGCUGAUCUUCAACUGAGCAAUCAGAGACACUAACAUAAAUGCCACCACGAAGAGCAAACUGGGUUUCUAUGUCACUAAACUGGAAGAGUCUGAAAAUAUUGGAACCAGUAUAUUUCUGUUAUCCAUUCAAUAUGCCACAUUUUUCUUCUUUAUCAUCUGUCUUCGCACUAUAUAAUUAUGUCACUGGCUCUUGUGUCGCUCUCCCAUUCAAAAUCCCAGUACCUAAAACACGCUGCACUUAAAAGUCCCAGUUUAUUUUCCUUGCUGGUUCUUUUACUGUAUUCAUAGUCUUAUUUUGCUAUAUGCAGCAUUUCUUUCCAAAGUCAUUAGAAUCUUUGCUGCAAUCAUACUGGAGGUCCCUUUCACUCAGUUUUAUGAAUGGGGAGCUAUUGAUUCACUUAGAGCAACAACUGAUUAUUAUUAUUAUUUAUAAUAGUUCCAUAGCGCUGUACAAUGGGUGAACUAACAGACACAUAUUUGUAACCAGACAAGGAACAGAGGGAUUGAGGGUCCUGCUCAAUGAGGGACACAAAAAGUAAAGAUAGGGUAGAAAUGUAGGUUGCUAGGCAGGGCUGGACUGGGGAUACAAAGCAGCCCUGGAAAAAAUAAGAAAUUGCCAGCCCCAUAAUUUACUGCGCCUAAUUCACUGCUGACUCCCCUCCCCCUAUCUAAUACACUGCUGACCCCCCCUCCCCCUAUCUAAUAUACUGCUGAACCCCCCUCCACCUAUCUAAUACACUGCUGACCCCCUAUCUAAUGCACUGCUGAACCCCCUAUCUAAUAUACUGCUGACCCCCCCUAUCUAAUAUACUGCUGACCUCCCCCCUUCCCCAUCUAAUACACUGCUGCCCCCCUCUAUCUAAAACACUGCUGGGCCCCCCCUCCCCCUAUCUAAUACACUGCUGAACCCCCUAUCUAAUAUACUGCUGACCCCCUAUCUAAUACACUGCUGACCUCCCCCCCUCCCCUAUCUAAAACACUGCUGGGCUCCCCUCCCCCUAUCUAAUACAUUGCUGACCCGCUCCCCCUAUCUAAUACACUACUGGACCCCCUCCCCACUAUCUAAUACACUAGUGCCCCCCCCCACUAUCUAAUACACUACCGGCCCCCCUCCCCACUAUCUAAUACACUAUUGGGCCCCCUCCCCACUAUCUAAUACACUAGUGCCCCCCCCCCACUAUCUAAUACACUACUUGGCCCCCCUCCCCACUAUCUAAUACACUACUGCCCCCCCUCCCCACUAUCUAAUACACUAUUGGGCCCCCUCCCCACUAUCUAAUACACUAGUGGGCCCCCUCCCCACUAUCUAAUACAUUGGUGGGCCCCCUCCCCACUAUCUAAAACACUACUGGCCCCCCUCCCCCUAAUACACCCCUCAAAUGCAAAACACAGUAGGUUCCCCAAACCCCUUUACUCCUACCUGAACUACAAGAUGCAGACAGGGCAGCUCAGCUCAGUGAUGCCGGUGUCUGUGUGCAGGAGGGAAGGGAUGCUGCCAUGCUGUGCAGUGUAGAUCCGCCGCUGCGCAGCCACCAGAUUUGACGUCAUGUUGUCAUAUGCUGCUCACAUCCGGCGGGCGGAAAAAAUCAUUGCGUUCGCUCUGCUCUUCUGAUCAUGAGCCGCAGACGCAUCGGUAGGCCGCAGAAGUACGAAGUAACAGGAAAAAUAUUUUUCACAUCUUAAAGCGGCCCCGGGGCCGGCGGCCUACCGGGAAAUUUCCCGGUAUCCCGGUAGGCCAGUCCGGCCCUGUUGCUAGGAUAGUGCAUUAUGGCCUCAUAUUGAUGCUGUAUUUAUUUCACUUCCAAAUCUCUUUAGUUUUCAUGAAAAUAAAUAAAUCUAAAAAUUAAUCUUUCUGCAGCUUUCUUUUCAUAAAAGUUGAUUGGAAGGUACUCAGUGAAGCUUAGCCAAUAAGAGAUCAGUGUCAGCUAAAAUGUUGACUUAACUGCUCCACAGCCAGUCUCUGUCCCCGUCUUAUCUGUAUUUUUAAAGGACCACUCUAGGCACCCAGACCACUUCAGCUUAAUGAAGUGGUCUGGGUGCCAGGUCCAGCUAGGGUUAACCCAUUUUUUAAUAAACAUAGCAGUUUCAGAGAAACUGCUAUGUUUAUUAAUGGGUUAAGCCUUCCCCCUAAUUCUCUAGUGGCUGUCUCAUUGACAGCCACUAGAGGCGCUUGCGUGCUUCUCACUGUGAUUUUUACAGUGAGAGCACGCAAGCGUCCAUAGGAAAGCAUUGUAAAUGCUUUCCUAUGCGACGGGCUGAAUGCGCGCGCAGCUCUUGCCGCGCGUGCGCAUUCAGCCGGCAGGGAGGAACGGAGGAGGAGAGAAGGAGGAGAGCUCCCCGCCCAGCGCUGGAAAAAGGUAAGUUUUAACCCCUUUCCCCUUUCCAGAGCCGGGCGGGAGGGGGACCCUGAGGGUGGGGGCACCCUCAGGGCACUAUAGUGCCAGGAAAACGAGUAUGUUUUCCUGGCACUAUAGUGGUCCUUUAAGUAUAAUUUAUCAACUUGUGCUAAGAAGAAUGGGCCAGAUUGCAAGGCGACAGUGAUUGGCUCUGAGUGAUGUUAUCAGCUCGGUUCACACUGAUCUCUCAUACACUGUGCUGAAUACCUACUUGGAAUACAUCUAAUAAGGAAGCUGACUCAUGAAAAGUGGGAGAUAGCAGUUACACUGCAAACUAAUUCUUUUUAAAUGUAUUUUUUUUUUUUUUUUUUUAAACUGAAGAGAUUUUCAUUUGACUGUGAGCCAAAUAGCCAAUACACUCUGAAAUAGUCUUUUUCAAUUAACCAGUCAGAGGCCGGAGUAAUGGAAGUAUAGGAUCAAGUCGUUGCAAUAGAGAGAGAAGCAGCGAAAAAAUGUUUCUGAGGGGCAAAGAGUUUGACAUUUUGCAUAUAUACAAGAUACCAGUUACAAGCAAAGAAAUGUUUAGUUACCAUCCCCUUUCUACAAAUUCACUACAAUGCACAUACACUUUGUUUGCACUUGUCUUGUGAGGAAGGAGAGAGUGACUAACAUCUGUUGGCCUUGAGAGUUUCUUACAAAAGAAAUUGCUAAGAAAACACUUUUGUUUAUUAACCCUUCUAUUACCACACAGCAAGCUUAUCCAACAUAUACUGAAUUAUACCGGUUUGCAUUUUAUCUUUACAACUACUAUAUUUGCCAGAGAUUAAAUACAACAUUAACAAAAGGACAAAGCUUAACAAAUGCACUUAAAGAGGCGCUGUAGCGAUACAAACAUAGCAUCUCAAUGGAAUGCUAUAGUGUUCUUCUAACAAUUUGAAUGCCCCCCCCAGUAAGCAAUAAAUAAAAAUUCACAUUUACUUUUCAGCCUAUGACUAUCCAAUGCUUCCUCAAAGGGCAAUCAAAAUGUUCUCUAUGAGAACUGAGUCUGACUCGCACUGAAAGCGCCUCUAGUGGCUGCCAGGAAGACAGACAUUACAGGUGUGUUUAAACCCUGCAAUUAAAACAUUAGCUUUCUCACGAAACAGGGACGGUGCACCCAGGCCACUUCAUUUAGGUCCUUUUUUUUUCUGCUUGCAUGUUCUUAACUUCUAAAAUCACCCUCCGAGUUGAUAACGCUAUUCCUCUAUGCACCAAAUGAAGCUAAACUAAAAUGACUUAACAGGACUUGUGUUCUCACUCGUCCAGUUUUCAUUUCAGUAUUAAAUCAUAGCAAUUCUUAUUCGUUCUCCCUAGUUGCUAAUAGACCCUUUUACACACACUUGCCUUGAGUAGUGAAAGGGUUAAGUAUUCUAAUCCAUCCAGGUAUACGGUAUCUCCAAUAUCCUAUUGGAACGGAGUAUUGAGAUUUUGUUUCCAUGGUGACACUCCAGCCUAUCCUGCCAUUAGAUGCUCCACAUAUUUCCAAGUAGUGUGCAGUGUGCUCUUAGAAGCUGGAUCACUUGGUGAAGGCACACACAACAUGCAAGCAUCGCCCCGGAGACUCUCAGCUGUUGGCAUCCUCAGCAACUUUUUUCACGGACGUAGACACUCCACAUCAGAUGUUUUCAACCAUCUCCAACGGAGGCGUAGCUCCGCCAUAGAAGUUUUAUCUUCUUCAACGCAUAGAGUGAUGGUGGCUGUAUCUGCAGUUGGAGAAAGUGACAUGAAUGCAAAUAUUUGCGAGCUAACACGUAAUUACUUCCUUUAUUUAAUUCAGUUAUCUCUGUUCUCAGGGAAACUGAGGCUGUUAGUUUCAAGUAUGGACUUUGGAAUAUGUUCUUCAAAGGUUCUUUAAACUUUCCCACGAGAAUUGGGCUAUUUACCUGCUCUCUUCUCUAGGCAACCUAUGUAUCAAACUUUGUAAAUACACACUGCUUUAAAAAUCAGUUUCUGAAAAUAUUCCAAGAAUGUUUCUUAUGUCCGUUAAUACUCUGAUGAAUGUACUUGUUAAUCUCUUUUUAAUUAAAGUAACAUAUUACAUGCUCAAAAUUUUAUUAGUAUUGCCUUUCCUUGAUAUUUUUUUUUUUUUUUUUUUACUUUUUGUUAUGACAAAGCUGUUUAGCAUAUUUAGGGGAAAAUAUUACCCUUUUUUUUUUCACUGAGCCAGGAUUUGUGAAUAAAAUAAGAAUUUAAUUAUUUAUUUAUUUUUAAAUUCUGUCCAAAACAAGUGAGUUGGAAAGUUUUACCAAUUAGCGCAUUGUGGGCAAAAAUUUGCAAUUUAAAAGGGAUUUUAAAGAAUUGACAGUUGUAUUGAAUAACCCCAGAGUUCUUUGGCUAGCAGCUGUUUCUAUGUAGUCAGAAAUCAUUGCAAAUGUUGGAUGUAUUGCAGAGUCACACAAUUGCAAAACUGACCCAUUUUUCUAAACAUUUGUUUGAACCAAUUCAUUUUUCUUCUUUCUCUCCAUGAAAUAUAAUUAUUAUAUAAGUCUAAAUACCAUUUCAGGAGUGUAAUGAUUGAGGUUGCAGAAUGGAGGAUGGAUGGAAUUUGCAUGAUGCUGUGGAAAAAAUUAGCUGUGAGCUAACUUGUUGCAUGUUAAUUUAUACAUUUCUAUUUACACAGGCUAAUCAUCCUAAUAUCUAAGAUGUAUGUCUUCAGCCAGGGAUUCUCCUAAAAUAUAAUAGACAGGGCUGUAUUUAGAACUUUGUUCACUGGAUCAUUACAUCCAUCUCAACAUUCUUUAUAAAAAAAAAAAAAAUAUAUAUAUAUAUAUAAAUAUAUUUCAAUAAGAAAUGAAAUGUGCCUAAUGGCAGUAAUAUGUAGAUGUUUUAAUUGUAGAUGUGUUUAACCUGUCAUGAACCUCGUAAAAUGUUUAGGGAACAAUCAAGAGUUCUGCUGUUGUUUGCCACUAAAUUUUUGGUAUACAUGCUAUUCCAUAGCGUAGCUCCCCUGGCUGUAAAUUGAUUAAUAUGGUUAAUAAGUAUUUUGAUAUAUUAUACAAUUUGUACAUUUGCUGGCAAUUCUGCUAGCACAGGUAUAGAUUAAAUGCAAUUGUCUUCUAAGUGGCAUCAUGUCUCUGUUAGGCAAGACAGGUGCCCUUUAAAGCUAUCACAAUACCAGAUAUGGUUCUGUAAAUGGUAAUUACUAAGAUUUGCUUUGUUUAACGCCUCAGCAUUUUUACACUGUACAAAAUUGAGAAAUUAGACACAUUUGUGCAUUUCGUGUUCAUUCAUAGAAAAGGAGAUUACUCAGCUGAGCUGAAAAUUGAUUGAAGAUUUAUUUUUCAUUUAGGAAAUGGUAGACGUCCUACUUCAAAAUAUACAAAGGUUGGCGAGCGUCUGCGCCAUGUCAUUCCCGGUCACAUGCAGUGUUCGAUGACUUGUGGAGGACGUGCCUGUAAAUAUGAAAACCCAAGCAGAUGGAGUGAUGAGGACCAGGCUAUAAAGGGUCUUUACUCUUCCUGGUAAAUGAAUUGGUUGUGGUAUGGAAUUGGGGAGCCCUUAUUCACAUUUAGGUGGAAUUCUCCCUACAUAGCGACAGCAAGGGAAGCAUUAUUGAAAAAUUAAUCUCACUUUCAUUUCAAGUCAUUGUUAAAAUUAGUAUUUAAUAUAAUUGAGUUCAUGUUUACUUUUCUUAUAAUAUCUGUUAGUGUUUUUUAUUUUUAAUAGCAAAUCACAUUUCUUUACAACAUCAGAAAGAAAUAGACAAUUGCUGUUUUAUGUACAAUCAUUAUUGAUGAUUCUUAAUUUUUUACAUACAUUGUUUAAAAAAAGCAUUAUAAAUAUAAUACAUUGUAUUUCAACAGCAUUUUAACAAUAGAGAAAUAUACAUUUUUAUUGUACAUAACAUCUUUUUUGAGGACAAUCUUUUAUUAAUAAUGUAGCAUCAGACCAAUGUUGUAACAAUGUGUCAUGGUUAUCUUGGAGGUACAAUAUGUACAUAUUCUUUGAUAAUUUCUCUUUUGAGUAAAGCACAUCAAGUGCUAACCGAGAGAUAGGAAAGCCGAAGAGAAAAGAAAAAAAAAUGAGAAAAGAAAGGGAGGUGUGUGGGUGGGGGUUGAAAGGGAGACAAUGGUUUUUGCAUUCUGGAAAAAAUGACUUUUUUUUAUCAUCAACAAUUAUUUUACUCUGAAAAUAUUUGUUUAGGAAGGGAAUACAGUUAUUAGCAGUUAGACUUAAUUAAAAAAAAUAUUUAUUCAUAUUUUGAUUUGAAGUUUGAGAAAUUUAUCUCUACAAGGCUAGGAAUAAACUAUAAAGAACAGAUUUCAACAAAACAAAUAUGAGUUCUACAUUUUUCUUUUCGCCUUAUAUUUUUCAGGAUUACCGACAACAUCCUGGCUAUGGCACGACCUUCAUCUGAAAUAAUUGAGAAGUUUAAUAUAAUUGAACAGUUCCAGAGGUAAUUAAAUGGGUAAACCAAAUAACAAUCCUGUAUUAACAUAUUCUGAAAUGUGUAAGAACGACUAGAUUCAGAUAGAUUUUAUUUUCUUGGGGCUAAGUACACCUUUAAUAGAUUAUAUAUUACAAGGAUCGCCAUUCAUUCACUGUUAGAUGCUGUAACAUGCUCACUUUGCAACGCUGUGAAUCGCACAUGCUGUACACAUUAUUUAAGAGCUACUGUAAUGUUCUAAAAGAACUGAUACAGCUGUGCUACAUAUACUGGGGGUGAGAAGCUUUGUACAUGAAUAAACAAGGAUAAAGCUAUUUGCAAAUCUAGAAGAAGUAGCAAUGAGUAGUUUUGUUAAAUAUUUUCAAUACUCCUUGUGGCUGCUGGAUUACACGAACACUAGAGUUAUGAAAUACAUCAAGCACUCUAAUUCAAAGCAAUGGUAGGUCCAGAAUUGGCUGAGAAAAUUAGCCAAUUUCUGUCCUCUCAAUAGGCUGCCAGUGCACAGAGGCACACACACCCAGGCUCAAAUAUGAUAUAAGCCAGAUAGGUACAAAGCGAGUCUAAGUAUUGUUAGAGCAAAUUAGCACUUUUUAUAGUGACCUUAAUUCUCUAGAGUAGGAGUUCCCAACCCAAGUACUCCCUACCAUUCCAGGAUUUAGGGAUUAUCCUGUUGUGUCUAAAGUUUUUUUGUUUCCUCCUAAAAAUAGCCUUAGACACAACUGGGUGAUCCCUAAAUCCAGGACUGUUAGGGAGUACUUGAGGACUGGGUUGGGAACCACUGCUCUAGAUAGCUGGCUAUCUAGACAGCUGGUUACAAGUUCCAUCCACACUAUUUUAAAGUGACAUGCUAAGCACAACUAAUAAAGCUUAUCUCACACCGUCAUUGGCAUCCAAACUUGAACAUUUAUAUAGAAGACUAUUUGCACCAUAACCACUACAAUAGACUCUUAUGCAACUUAUGUACUGUGUUUUGCGGAAGAAUGCAGUUUCACGUGUGCUCAUUGCAACCAGCAUUUCUUGUAUAUAGUUACAGGCCAACUGAUCAGAGGCACAAGCUAACCUUUUAAAGUUACGUUGCGUCUUAAUAUGUCAAAGUAUUUUGGAUGCAGUGCAAACCGACGGAAACUGCGUUCGGUAAUGUGCUACCAUAUUUGCCAGUGUUUUUCCAUUCAGUAGGAGAUUUAUAUUCACCGUUAGCUGUAGUCUGCAUUCACUUAAGUGUUUUUACUUGCUCAUUUUGUUUUGUUAACUAAUUAAAUUGUCAGUAAAUAAAAGAGGCUUUUUUUUCAACCUGAUCCUUUUUUUUCAAUUUUUUUCUGAAGCCAUGGUAUAAAAACAGUAAUUAAUCUGCAGCGCCCUGGGGAGCACGCCAGCUGUGGAAAUCCUUUGGAACAAGAAAGCGGUUUCACCUACCGUCCGGAGGCUUUCAUGGAAGCUGAAAGUGAGUCUUACCCUGCUGUUUGUUCUAAUUAAUUAUAAAACACCCCCAGUGGCUGGUGGAGACCUGUUGUGUUAGGCACUACACACUGGCUGGAAAGAUAGGGUCUUGUGUAAUAUAGCAAUCAGCAGGUUGGAGGAAUGACUACUGCAUUUUAAUAGUAAUUGGAAAUUGAACGUAGACCUCAUAUUGAGUGCAAUUGUUUCAUAACAUCCUUGAUUCCUAAACAAUACUGCAGUUACUGAUAUAUUAUUUCAGUUUAUUAACUUAUUACGAUUAAUUGGCUAUAUGAUAAAAUAUUUUUUAUUUAAGAUGAAUAAAAAUGUUUGUUUGCUAAAUGUUAUUUAGUAGAGCAAUUACUAAGAAGAAGGGAAUCACUUAUUUUAGAAGGAGGCAAGCACUCCAAGAAUAUGUUAAUUGACACAGAGGAAUUGUCAUAAUUGUUUAAAGAGGAAUGCAUGUGUAAAAUAUGUUCCAAGCAUUAAACAAAGUUAUUUGCAAAUUAAAUGGAAAAUCUGAGGCAAAAAUUGUUGAUCUGGAAAAAUUCUCCAUCCCAGCGGAAGUCACAAAUGAUCUAUUUUAGCAUCAGUUUUCCUAUUCUAAUUUAAAGGGACACUCCAGUCACCCAGAUCACUUCUGCCCAUUGGAGUGGUCUGGGUGCCCACUCCCACUACUCUUAACCCUGCAAGUGUAAUUAUUGCAGUUUUUUAUAAACUGCAAUAAUUACCUUGCAGGGUUAACUCCACCUCUAGUGGCUGUCUACUAGACAGCCACUAGAGUGCACUUCCGUGUCCCUAGCACAGGAAACCUGUGCUGGAGUGUCACUGGACGUCCUCACGCUGUGUGAGGACCUUCGGGGUCGCUCAAUUCCCCAUAGGAAAGCAUUGAAAAGCAUUUUCAAUGCUUUCCUAUGGGGAGCUCGAAUGCGCAUGCGCAUUAGGUCUCCCCGGCCGGCGGGCGGGAUCAGUCUCGCCCACUGGCCAACGUAAUACAGAGGAGGAGCAGCGGCGAAGGAAGAAGCAGCGACGUGGGACAUCGUCGCUCCCUCUGGUAAGUUACUGAAGGGGUUUUCACCCCUUCAGCAACCGGGGAUUGGGAGGUGGGAAGGAGAGGGGACCUGCAGUGCCAGAAAAACGGAUUGUUUUCCUGGCACUGGAGUUUCCCUUUAAUUUGUAACAUAACUCUGUAUAUGUAUAGCCUUUCAAUACAGCCUCUGCAGCUAGAUGUGAAUCAGCUAACUUUCUUUUGAGUAACACCAGUCUAUGAUGUAAGAUUUUAAGUCACCAUCAUCAGAAAUUGCUUAUGCACCAUAAUAUUUUGUUAAAAUUUGUCUAUGCCGUGUCCUGGUCAUUUGAAAUCUGUUCUGCAUUGUUGGGGUUUCUUCCUUUUUUUUAAAUAAAAAUAAAAGAAUACAAAAGAUUCCAGCUAAUUUUGUGCAUUUUUGCCCCAAACAUCAAGCAGUGAGUUUGAAGAACCAUUUCUUGUUCCUUGUACAUUAGAAAGUUCUGAGCAUCUUUAUAAAUCACACGAUUUGAUUGUUUGUUGAGAUCGCAUGCUCUCUCUUCGUUUUCAUCAGUAGCUGUUUCUAAGGAUUUUUAAAAACGUUGAUGCAACUACAAAAUGGAGCGUUCGCACUGAUAGGUCUUUAAGUGGCAAUUCCAAUUAUACUUACUGUAACCUGCUUAGAUUGAAUUGUUAUUCCAAGCACCAUCAUCACUUCAGUGAUUUGAAGUGGUGAUGGUGCCUUGGGCCUGCAUGUGCAGUACUUCGCUAUAAAAAAUUUGGGUGUAAUCAGCCAACCCGGAACUAGAGUUCCUCCCUGGCUAAUGUCACAUCUAUGCAGUUUUGUAAUAAAAAUGUUUUGCAGCAGAAGUAAAGCAAUGAGUAAAUGUGCCCCGUGCCAUGCAUAGACCAACAAAUCGAUAAUGAGAUUCAUUGACCAUUCAUUUCAUAAUUGAUUAUUAUAUAUUUUAUCAAAUAGUUGUUGCAGCUGUAAUCCAGUGUAAUAUUGUCAUGAAGAAAAUAAAAAACAUUUACUGCAAACAUGAAUGAUUACCAGCUAAAAGUAAUAAUUUAUAAAUUUACAUAAUAUGUACCCAAUAUAAAUGGAAUAUUUUCUUUAUUUCAGUUUACUUCUAUAAUUUUGGAUGGAAAGAUUAUGGAGUUGCGUCACUUACAACAAUUCUUGACAUGGUUAAAGUGAUGACGUUUGCGUUACAAGAAGGCAAAGUAGCUAUUCACUGCCAUGCAGGGCUUGGACGCACAGGUAAAGGGUUGUCGUUUGUCAUUUUUGUUAUCCUCUGUAAAAUGAUUGAGGGGUGCAUUCUGCUAUCCAGCUGGUACAUGAUUGGUUUUCUUUCUAACAAAGUAUCUUAAUAACAGAGGUGAAAAACACAAGCCAUAUUCUAUUUUAAUGAAUAAAAAGGUAUUUUUAUUUGAAUUUUUAAUACAAAUAGAUGUUUUUUGCAGUACAUUUUACUAAUCAUUUAUUUCUGAUCUCCGUAAAGCAUGAGAAAAUAUGCAAAUCUCCUUUAGGAACUUCUGGAGUGCAAGAAUAUAAACAUAAUUUUGUCCUGAAACUUUUAAUUAUUAUUAUUAUUAUUAUUUUUUACUGGAGGCAAACUGACAUGGAUGCAUUAGUCCAUUCAGGCUGCCUCUCCUGUUUCCCACUGAAGAAAAUAUAUAUAUAACUGUAAAAUUAAUCUUUCAGUAAAUUAACCUUAUCUUAAAUGGAUGAUCCAUGCACCAUAACCACUCCAGUUUAUUGUAUUAGAUAUGAGGCUAAGGGAUGCAGUCUCUCCUGUCAAAUCAUUUUCAAACAGUUUGACAAAACUGUAAAGAAUUUUUCAGCUUCUAAAGCCCACCUCUGUGUUUGGGAUGUCGUAGUCAUUGUGUGACCAAAAUAUUUGUGUGGAUUGAGCUGACACUGCAAUGACAAUCUCUCAAAGACACACUGAAAGAGUUAACACCAAUGUAAGAGCACUGGAAGGUGUUAUAUACCACAGCCAAAUCUUUCUAUAAUCCAAUGUUCUGAGCCUAUUAUGGCAAAGCAUGUUCACAGAGGUGGCUCUCCAAUUAGGCGGUUUAGGCGGACGUCUAAGGCCUCGUGGCCGCCUAAACCGCCUUAGGGCAGACUGUGUCGGUCCUCGGUCAGUGACCUAGGACCCGACACCAGGAGGGGGCCUGGCGGCUUCUUCAGUAUGCCGCCGGCUGCGAGGCCCCUCCAUGCUGUCUGCCUGGGAGGAGAGCGCCCGUGGCCGCUGGUCCGCAAUGUGCAAAGCUGCAGACCAUGUGCCUCGCGAGAUCUGGACAAUCAGAGUGUUGCCGUGGGUUACCACAGCAACGCUCUGACCGGGUCUCGUGAGACACAUGGUCUGCAGCUCUGCACAUUGCGGAGCUGCAGACCGGACAUCACCACCGGACCACCAGGGAGCCCACCAGACCACCAGGGAAUGAAGGACACUGGACCACCAGGGAAUUAAAUAAGGUAUUUAAUCUCACGCCCUCUCAGACCUCCCAGUAUAACCUGUCCCUCACACCAUUACCCCUUCCCUCCCAGUAACCACAUCACUAUCACCCCCCUCCCAGUAUACCGCCUCCCUCACACCAUCACCUCCUCCCUCCCAGUAACCCCUUCACUAUCACCCCCUCCCAGUAUACCGCCUCCCUCACCCCCUCCCUCCCAGUAUCCCCCCCUCACUAUCACCUCCUCCCAAUAAUCCCCCUCCCUCACACCAUUACCCCCUUCCUCCCAGUAACCUCAACCCUCACACCAUCACCCUCUCCCUCCCAGUAUCCCCCUCACCAUCACCCUCUCCCAGUAUACCCCCUCCCUCACACUAUAACUCCACUCCCUCCCCGUAUACCCCCUCCUUCACAUUAUCACCCCUCUCCCUACCAGUAUUCCCCCUCCCUCCCAGUAUCCCUCCUGCCUCACACUAUCACCCACUCCCUCACAGUAUUUUCCCACUUACAGUGAUACCCCCUCCCACACACACCAUCAUCCCCUCCCUAACAAUAUCACCCCUCUCCCACACACAAUCACCCAUCUGUCCCUCACCCCUCCACACAGGACCAACCCGCAACACACACACAGGAUCAACCCCCCACACACACACAAACUGUCAACCCCUCACACACACGGUCACACUCUCUUAUACACACUGUCACCCCCUCACACACACACUAUGAUGCCCCCCACACACUGUCACCCCGCACAAUGUAGUGUCACCAUACUCUCACACUAUCACAUCCCCACACAUUGUCACCUGUCACCACACUGUCAUCCCCUCUCCACACUUUCAGCCCCUUCAUCCACACUCACAUUAACCACUCCUAAUCAUGUUAAUCUCACCCCCUCCAAACUCACCUGCCCUCGCUCUGCCACACUCACCCUGUCAAAUUAACUCCCCUAAUUCUGUCACACUCCCUCCUCCAACCUUGCCACAUUCACACUUCACCCCAAAACUGUGAUACUCCACCCCUACUAUGCCACAAUUACCUUGUCACAUUAACCCCUCCAAUCCUGUCACACUCGUCCCUCCUACCAUGCCACUAUUGCCCUGACACACUUACCUCCACUCAUCCUGUCACACUACCUCAUCAAACCAUGUCAUACUCGCACUCCCUCUUUCUCUCUCACAACCCCCCCACCCUGUCCCAUUUGCCCCCUUCGUCCUGUCACACUCUCCCUGCCACUGGUACCCUUUACUCACUCUGUCACAGUCACCAGCUGAAGACAUACAUCAUAGACACUGUAUCAUUUGGUAAAGGAUUUUUUACAAGCAAAUUUUCAUUUUUGUUUUCGAUAACCCCUUUACACCAGUACUUAUGUAUAAGCAACUGCCAGGCUAUGCAACCAUACCCCACAAUUGUGAAAAAACAAUAGGCAUAAUUGCAAAUUAAAUUUAUUUAUUGCAAAUGAAUUUUGUUUGCAAAUUAUGCUACAACUACAGCCAGAGAGCUCACAAUACAGGUGCACAGGAAGCCGUGACACUGCAAGCGUCUGAACAAUAUGGCCUCCUAAAGUCAAGAGCAGCCUCUGCAUGUUCAUACCAUAUUCAUUGUGACUGUGUGCAGAAGGUAUGUGUAUGGUGGAGUAGAGGUGUCUAUGAGUGGAUGAGAUGAAGGUGGUUGGUAUCUACAUAUACAUGAUAGAUAUGUGGCCCACAGCAGGAGGUUAGAUCAGCGCUGCCCUGCCUGUCUGUGCAAUGGGCCGGUGAGAGAGAACCCCAAUCUUCUCACCAGCCCAUCAAGGGACUUUGUUGCAUGUUUGGGCUGUGCUCAGUGAGCCUCAGCCCUGCAUGGGCCGGCUGGGAAGAUCCUUUGAUCUCCCUGGUCGGCCUCAGCCCUUGGCCAUCGCGGCCCACCAGGCAUUUGCCCAGUUUGCCCGAUGGCCAGUUCGGGCCUGGGUGUGUGUGUGUGAAUGCAUGAUAGAGGGAAGAUAUGUUUGUGUAAUGGAGUUGGGAUGUACAUAUUAUGCAGAAGGUACACAUGUGUGUAAAUGUGUAUUGCCUCAGUCGUCUGCGACUUAGACAGGCUGGAAAUAAAAAUGUUAAGGCUAUUUUCAGGUUUAUAUUUCCUAUUUUUUUUUUUUGUAACAUGCUCUUUGUAAGUUAACAUAAAUAUCUUUUCCCAACAGGUGUUUUAAUUGCAUGUUAUUUAAUAUUUGCAACGCGAAUGACUGCAGACCAAGCUAUUCUUUUUGUACGGGCAAAACGUCACAAUGCUAUUCAGACGCGGGUGCAGUUGCUCUGUAUUCGAGAGUUCACUCAGUUCCUGACCCCACUCCACAAUGUGUUUGCCUGCUGUGAUCCUAAGGCUCAUUCCGUGACUUUAUCUCAGUACUUGAUCCGUCAGCAGCAUCUUCUUCAUGGUUAUGAAGCCCGCCAUCUCAAAUAUGUGCCAAAAAUUGUUCAUUUAGUCUGUAAGUUACUUUUGGACUUUAUCGAAAAUAAGCAAGUGAUUGGAGAGGAAAUUAUGGACAUGCCAGAUCUCUCUGCUGAAAUUGAGAAGACUGUUUCUUUGUUACCCACUGUACUGUUGGAUAAAGUGUUAGGAAGAGAUAUUGAAGUUUCUGAUCCGUUAUGCCCUCCAAUGACCUCUGCAGCUUGCUGUUUUACCCAGGACUCUGCAUUAUCGAGCGAACAGGAAUUUGAUCCUUUAUGGAAAAGGAGGAACGUUGAGCGUCUCCAGCCUUUGUCCCAUCUGAAAAAGCGUUUGAGCUACAGUGACUCUGAUCUAAAAAAGGCAGAAUUACUCCUUGAACAGGGUGAAACACCAUGGACUGAACCAGCUCAAAUGUCAUUCAUAAAUAACCUAAACCAUCAGAUGAAGGUGAAACAAUGUUGCGUCUCAGGAAAUGAUGGCCUAACUCAGCAAACACCCAAGCCAAAUUUUAAAAAACAGCCCUCUGUGCAGCACGCUUUUUCUUUUUGGACCCAAAACAAGCUUGGUAGCAUCGAGACCCAGAGGGAUGGGUCUCCACUUUUCCACAGGAGGAAGGUCCCAAAGGAAAUCCAGCGAAGCCAUACUUUUUCCUUAGGAUAUUCCUCAUUUCCAGACAGUGGCCAAACACCGUUAACAGAUUCUAAUUUAUUAACCAAUAUUAUGCCAAACCGGUGUACCCAAGAAUCCAGUGACUCUAAAACUCUUGAUAUCUCAGAGCCAGAAAGGGCAAAUGGCUGCUCUCCAGAAGAGCAUUCUCUAUCUAAAGCCACGUUUUACCUAGAAGGUGAAAGCCAUGGACAAGCAGAGGUGUCAGAGUUCAUCCCACACAUAGUUUUACAAUGUGAGCUCAGUCUUGAGGGCCGGAGAUUGCUUGUAGCUAGAGCUCUUGCAGAGCUAAAUGUGGACUGUUUAACAGACGUGGCAGAGAAGGUGAAGGGUUGGCAGGUAUGUGUAACGUAACUUGUGGUGUAACAAUAGUAGUUGUUGGGGGAGUGAAGAUGCAGCUAGUCUUCAAAGACACAGUUUACCUUGAAAUCUUGCAACUUCUAUAACCUCUGUUUGCCAUAGGGGUUGGGGUGUGUGUGUGUGUGUGUGGGGGGGGUGUAAUAGGGUUUACUUAGGAAGCAAUUAAAGUGGCACUUCAGACCAAUAAAGUAUUUCAGAUAUUGGCACUUUUCUAAAUAACACUGCACUCCCCCUCCUUCUCCCCCUCCUUAAUAUCUGAUUGUCCCCCCUAAUGCUGUGUGUUGCAGUUUCAUCUCACAGCUAUUGCACAUUAUUCACUCAUAUGCCACAGAUGGUAGAAUGGAGGCACUAUAUUGGGUAAGCAGGAAUUGAUCUUCGGGUAACUAUAAAUUUUAAUCUUUACAUAUGCUGACAUUUGUGCUGGCAAAAUGUAUAGAUUUAAUCUAUAACUACCUGAAGGUCUUCUUUAACUGUGAGAACUAAACACUAAGUAGGUGUAGAGAGAGAAUUGUGUACUAUUGAGGUGUGGCAUCCAUAAAAUCUGUGUUUGAUUUUAUUAGAAAGAGCUGAAUUCUCGAGAAGCUGCCUGGGAUAGAAUCUGCUCGGAAACAAACCUUUUCGUUCUGUGCAGUCUCAUGUGGUCUUGGAUGGAGCAGUUAAAAGAACCAGCUAUUACUAGGGAGGAUAUCGAUUUGCUGACUGGAAGUGAUCUGAACAGCGCCCUUUACCUGCUGGACAAAGUAAUUUCUUUCUUUGCAAAACAUGUUUAUAAACCUUAUAAAAGUUAAUUUAAUACAUUAAAAACAACGAAAGUAAUGGAGUCUACAAUGUACACUAGCACGUGCACAUGGUCAUGGUCAUUAGUACUCCUGAUCUAUUUAAAAUUGUCCUACUACUUUUCUGAUGCUGCCAAGGUAGAGAUUUUGCAGGCAUUUUAUUUGGAGGGGCAGUCAGUCGGGGUGUAUAAAAAAACAAAUCAAGUUUGAUCAUUAUACAUUAAUAAUCUAUACAUAGAAAUUAGUUUUGCUUUAGAAAUCAUUGAUUUCAGCAAAUAGUUUUCUUGUAUUUGGGGAAUAACUGAAACCAUGAAAUUCACCACUAAACAGUAGUACUGGCAAAUGAAUAAGCAUUUAAAUAUGAAAUAAUAGUGUACAGUAACCCUAAUAUGUUAAAACAAAAGGAGAAACAUAGAAAAGAGAAUUUUUGUAGGAACCUAUAUGGUACAAAGUCAAGAUGUGAUUUGACUUGCACAUUUAUUUAUUUUUGCUUUUAGAGUCGAUAUCCAACCAUCCUUUGUGUUUUACAAUGUGUGAGUAUACUACAGCCAAUAGCGCCUGAUAUAGAGGACGCUUUGCUCACACGGAUCAUCAAAGCUUUUACGAAGGUAGGUGCAAUUAUUUGUUCAUUCAAAGUUAUUAUUUACACACACACCUACAAUAUAUGUUGCUGGAUUCAUGAAAAGUGCUACCAGCAGUUCGUAGAAUGAAUGCUUUUUUUUUUUUUUUUUAAAUCAAUGAAUUAAUUUAUAGGCUGCUAUACCCUGUAUCCUGAUGCCCUUUUAUAAAGAAUAGAUUUUCCUCCUGGAUCUUACAAAAUUGCACAUUACUAUGUUACUAAGCAGCUCUUUUCAUUCAAUUUUAGCAGUAUGUUGAAGUACUAUAUGUGCAUUUAAAAAAGAUUAAAAUUCAACUUUGUUAUCACUGUACAAUGUGCAUACAAGAACAAUGAAACACAGUUGGCUUCUGAACAGAAAUGCAGCACAAUUAACAAAAACAUAUUAUAUAACAUGUACUCUCAGCUUUUGCUUUCUUUUAAUCCUUAACUACUAUCAUAAUCCCCUAGUACCAUAUCUCAUAAGCAUUAUAAUACAAGUGGUAAAUAUGGACAGAGCUCACUGCAUGCAGGCGCUGAACUUUCCCCAUAGAGAUGCAUUGAGUCAAUGCACCUCUAUGAGGAGAUGCUGAUUGGCGCUGCGCAUGUGCAAUUGCCUCCCAAUGCUUUUCUAUAGGAAAGCAAUAAAUUGGCUGAGAUCAUCAAGUUUAAUGAUCUUGGCCAAGGGGGUAGAGCCAGCUGCAACCGGACCCGGGCGGCGCUGCAAAAAGGUGAGCAAGUCAUCUUUUUAACCAGAGGUGACACUGGGGGAACUAAACUGUUAUUUAGACCUAUAUGGCACUAUAGUGUUCAUUGAAGCCUGAAGAUUUGCAAUAAAUGUAAGAAUAUGAAAUGUGUUUCUUAUUUUUUGUUGUUGUUUGUGACUGGAGAGACUGAAGUGUACCUUUGGUAGUUUGCAUCAAAAUAGUUAAUCUUUUAGAUGGACCCCUUUCUUUAUUGGUGUUUGCUUGAAAUCAGGAUUUAUACAUCUGCAAGCGUCAUGGCUCUUAGUGUAUACUGUAUAUAUGUGUUUGCAAAUGAAUGUGUCCAUCAUUACGAGUUAGAAAUGCUGAUUUCAGUAGCUUUUGAAUAAGAGCAGAAAUUAAUUUCCAUUAUGAUUUUCCUUUCAAUACCCACAGCGGUAUUAAAGAAAGUAGGCCACUCAGCUAUUCAGUUAGCCCUUUAUACACUGAAGUCGUCUCUACGUGCUACCCUAUUCCAUUCAUACCUGCUCACUUACUGAGCAAAGAGAGCUCAUUAAAUCUCCUGCACAGGGUCAGGCUAAUUUCUUCAUGUUGUAUCGAUAAAACAUUGUUUAGGGACAGAACAAAUGAUGCCAAGCAAAGCAACAAAUGCAGUUACAGAUAUUUUUUCCCUGUUUUAUACAUACUCCUGUUGAUCUCAUGCUGUUUUGACCCAGUUUUGUUAGAUGGAUAAUUUUAAUGCUGUGCUUGGUAAGAUCAAUUUAAAGGGCCAUGCCUGGCUGGACUUGACCCCCCUUUGUUAAUGCAUUGAAAAUGUUCCUGCAGAAGCUGACAAUCCCCAGGAUUUGCUGUUUUCUGCAGCAGAAGUAUAUAUGGAAUAUUUAGUUUAGCACUCUGCAACUGAUACGAUUAGUAAACUGCUGCCUAAGCUGAUGGUAGCUGCAUGGUGAUUGCAAUCAGAUUACUGACCGCUCCGUAUGCUGUUUGUGCAGAGAAUUUUGGGUACAUAGGCACACAUCUUCACCUGUGUGCUUCUUAACCUCCCUUUUGUGUUUCUUAUCCCGUCUUUUAAAUAUUUUACUCCCUUUAGUGUAUUUUAUCUCCCAUUUUUCCCCUGAGCCAAAAUGGGUUGCAUGCUAAGGGAAGAAUGUAAGCUAUAACAUUGAUCUAACACUUAUCUUAAUUUUGAGAGAUUGAAAUAAUAGUUGAUUAUACCUGUUUUUACUCCGUUAAGGUUUCAGAAGAUUCUGAGAAUGGUCCUUCGGUUUACGGUACUCUCAAAACUAUCCUUAAACACACACUGGCGGAUAUCCAAAAGUAGACAGAAAAGGAAUGAGGAUCUUCAUGAGCUAGGCAUUGUAUGUUUAGUAAACACUAGGAAUUGGAAACCGCAGGGACGCUAGCUACUUUCAUAGUUAUCAUUACCUCCAUGUAUUGCUUGUUAAAGGCAUUAUGGGAGGAAACGUGAAGUAGCAUGUGCCAUUAUGGUGACCCUAGAAAAUAGAACUUUAGGCAGAAAUAUUUUUGAAGAGCAAUUAUGACACCCCAGUUUUUGUUGCAAAUUAUAUAUAUAUAUAUAUAUAUAUAUCUCCAAUAAGUUGAAGGUGCAUGCAAAAGGUCUUAAUCCAAGUGAUUUUUUAUUAUUUGUAAAUUAUUUCAUCAAAAAUAUUUUUUCCUGAUCGACGUUUCAUCUCCUCAGGGUCUUUUUCAAGAUCAAAAUCUUGAAAAAGACCCUGAGGGGUCGAAACAUCGAUUGGAUUAAGACCUUUGAGUGCACCUUCAUCUUAUUGGAUAUAAUACAGUACGCUGGUUGCACCAAGGCAGAAAGAUUGAAAAGAUUUAAAGGGGUGAGUGCCAAGGACAUUUGGAAUAUAUAUAUAAAAUGUAUUGCCAUUGUAAGGACUACUGACAAGUGUGUGCUAAAAAAAAUAACAUAUGUCUGACAUGAUUAUAUCUGCAAUUUCCCGUCUCCCGUUCAUUGAUGACUGCAGAUGCAGCUGGUUCUAAACAGAAAAUGGCAUCUCAUGGUGUUAACUGGGUAAAGCCUAACAAGUCGAGGGAGGCAGGAGUGCAGCCCCACAAAUUGUAACCCAUAUAGCUCUCCCUUCCUGCUGUGAUGAACAACUCCCAUGAUGUUUAGCGCUCCUGCGGUUCCCUAUUCUCACUUACAGGGUUCACAUUGAUAUGUUGGCUGUACAAAGGGCUAACACCACCAUGAAUGUAUCAUAUUUCUUUGUAAUGUAAUGUGCAUUUAAUAGGUUAGUUUAAGAGCCUUUGUAAUCUUAAUUACUGUAAAUGUUUGGUGUAUUUUUGUGUUACUUUCUUAAUAUGGCCUGGUUUAUUCUUUGUAAUUAAUAAUAUUAAACUUAUGGUUUUGUAUUACAAUACCAUGAUGCUACCUUAGCAAAAAUGUCCUGAUAUUGCACUGUGAAAGAUUUAGAAUUUAGAAUUCAGACACUACGGUAAUAGUGUAGCGAUCACCUUGUAAAAAUGUAUGCGCUAUAAUGUAUUUAUUGCCAUAAUUUUAGGGCUUUCUUAAACACUCCAAUUAAAGGACAAUAUCGGGGGUAAAUCGCUGAAAGAAAUCUGAGCUUACAGUGGUUGUUUUAAAACAUUUUUCCUGGCAUUGUUACUGGAUCUAAAUCAAAAAGGGCAUUAAAGACUUAUACAUGCUAACUAUUUCCACCCAGGUUUUCUACCAACAUGCAUAUGGGAAUGAAAGACAUUUUGCCAUCCAAAUAUUUGCAAUACUCAUUUGUGUUUUGAACACAUGAGAUUUAAAACACUUAUGUAUAAAUACAGUACAAUUAAGUCUGUUACAGGGCAGUGAGGCCUACAAUACAAAGUUAUUAGGCCAGUCUGUUUGAAGAUGUUAUUUUUGAUAGUUUGAUAAAUACAUUUGUAUCUUUGAAUUUUUAAAGUGACACUCCAAGCACCAUAUCUACUACAACCUUCCUAGGAUAAGUAGUCAAACCUUUUGUUAUGGUUUCACAACUUACCUGUUGUCUGCCAGGUUAUGGUUGUAGCAGUCUGUGGAGUCUGAAGGUCCUGCUAAGCCCUGUACUCCCAACCAAUGAGCUAAAGACUCUAAGUAAGUUUUCUUACCACUAUCACACAGUUUCACAACUUACCAUGGGAGGGUGUCUGGGCAGUCCAGGUACCAUAACCACUACCGCGGGCUUUAUAAAAUAAUAAUACAUUAUAUAUAUAUAUAUAUAUAUAUAUAUAUAUAUAUAAUUUUUAUUAGACUUGUGCUGCACUAUAUAUAAAAUAACAGGGCUUUAAGAGCUUUUGCUUGGCAUAUUCCAACAGAUUUCAGUCAAGACAGCAAGCAGAUGGGAGCAGCCAUCUUCCCAUGAUGUGUUAUAGAUGUCAGCGGCAAUGUUGCACAAGACUAUCUGUGAGUUUUCCACCAUCUUUCUCCCAUGGUGAGGUGUCUCUCUGUAGAGAGAGAGAGAGAUAACUUGCUAACGGACAUGUCACCUUGGGGGUGUCUUAGCAAAAGAAAUAUCAUAAUUUCUCUUCAAGGGACUCUCCAAGCUGGAACUGACACUUUUAAAGUAUUAUAUAGAUCAUGUAUUAAAAAUAUGCAAAAACAAUAAAUGUAAAGUAAUAAAAAGGAUACUCACAACUGAUGUCCCUGCAUUUACUGCAACACCCGUCCCACAUUGCAGCCUUCUUCUCACCAAACCAGGAAGUAGCUAGUCAUGAUUCCUGCUUUGCUAAGUUGUUAUAUAAGCAGUGCUAUAUAUACACAGCACAUGUUUCUUUAAAUUGUAGUCAUUGUUGGCUCUCUACCGUAGAAGGCCAAAAGCAGAAGUCAUGGAAUCGUACAUAGCAGUAUUUCUGAAGUGAAGUGAAGAGGAAAAGAAUAAAAAGUAGAUUUAUGGGACAAAACAAAUUAUUUUUAAAAAAGAAACACCAAGCAUAAUUACACAUUGCUCUUUACAUGUGUUGAUACAUAGAGUGCCUCUUUAAAAGACCACUAUACAGGGAGUGCAGAAUUAUUAGGCAAGUUGUAUUUUUGAGGAUUAAUUUUAUUAUUGAACAACAACCAUGUUCUCAAUGAACCCAAAAAACUCAUUAAUAUCAAAGCUGAAUAUUUUUGGAAGUAGUUUUUAGUUUGUUUUUAGUUAUAGCUAUGUUAGGGGGAUAUCUGUGUGUGCAGGUGACUAUUACUGUGCAUAAUUAUUAGGCAACUUAACAAAAAACAAAUAUAUACCCAUUUCAAUUAUUUAUUAUUACCAGUGAAACCAAUAUAACAUCUCAACAUUCACAAAUAUACAUUUCUGACAUUCAAAAACAAAACAAAAACAAAUCAGUGACCAAUAUAGCCACCUUUCUUUGCAAGGACACUCAAAAGCCUGCCAUCCAUGGAUUCUGUCAGUGUUUUGAUCUGUUCACCAUCAACAUUGCGUGCAGCAGCAACCACAGCCUCCCAGACACUGUUCAGAGAGGUGUACUGUUUUCCCUCCUUGUAAAUCUCACAUUUGAUGAUGGACCACAGGUUCUCAAUGGGGUUCAGAUCAGGUGAACAAGGAGGCCAUGUCAUUAGAUUUUCUUCUUUUAUACCCUUUCUUGCCAGCCACGCUGUGGAGUACUUGGACGCGUGUGAUGGAGCAUUGUCCUGCAUGAAAAUCAUGUUUUUCUUGAAGGAUGCAGACUUCUUCCUGUACCACUGCUUGAAGAAGGUGUCUUCCAGGAACUGGCAGUAGGACUGGGAGUUGAGCUUGACUCCAUCCUCAACCCGAAAAGGCCCCACAAGCUCAUCUUUGAUGAUACCAGCCCAAACCAGUACUCCACCUCCACCUUGCUGGCGUCUGAGUCGGACUGGAGCUCUCUGCCCUUUACCAAUCCAGCCACGGGCCCAUCCAUCUGGCCCAUCAAGACUCACUCUCAUUUCAUCAGUCCAUAAAACCUUAGAAAAAUCAGUCUUGAGAUAUUUCUUGGCCCAGUCUUGAUGUUUCAGCUUGUGUGUCUUGUUCAGUGGUGGUCGUCUUUCAGCCUUUCUUACCUUGGCCAUGUCUCUGAGUAUUGCACACCUUGUGCUUUUGGGCACUCCAGUGAUGUUGCAGCUCUGAAAUAUGGCCAAACUGGUGGCAAGUGGCAUCGUGGCAGCUGCACGCUUGACUUUUCUCAGUUCAUGGGCAGUUAUUUUGCGCCUUGGUUUUUCCACACGCUUCUUGCGACCCUGUUGACUAUUUUGAAUGAAACGCUUGAUUGUUCGAUGAUCACGCUUCAGAAGCUUUGCAAUUUUAAGAGUGCUGCAUCCCUCUGCAAGAUAUCUCACUAUUUUUGACUUUUCUGAGCCUGUCAAGUCCUUCUUUUGACCCAUUUUGCCAAAGGAAAGGAAGUUGCCUAAUAAUUAUGCACACCUGAUAUAGGGUGUUGAUGUCAUUAGACCACACCCCUUCUCAUUACAGAGAUGCACAUCACCUAAUAUGCUUAAUUGGUAGUAGGCUUUCGAGCCUAUACAGCUUGGAGUAAGACAACAUGCAUAAAGAGGAUGAUGUGGUCAAAAUACUCAUUUGCCUAAUAAUUCUGCACUCCCUGUAGGCACCCAGACCACUUCAGCUUAAUGAGGUGGUCUGGGUGCCUGGUCCAGCUAGGUUUAACCCUUUUUUCUAUAAACAUAGAGAAACUGCUAUGUUUAUAAUAGUGUUAAUCCAGCCUCUAGUGGCUGUCUCAUUGACAGCCGCUAGAGGGCUUCCUGUGCUUCUCACUGUGAUUUUCACAGUGAGAAGACGCCAGCGUAUGCACAUUCAGCCGAGGAGGAGGAGAGCUCCCCGCCCGGCGCUGGAGAAAGAGGUAAGUUUAACCCCUUCCUCCCCCCAGAGCCUGGCGGGAGGGGGACCCUGAGGGCACUAUAGUGCCAGGAAAACGAGUGUGUUUUCCUGGCACUAUAGUGGUCCUUUAAGCAUUACUUUUGUAAACAAAAUCAUUCUUUUUUAUAGCCAACAGAUUGUUUAUCAAAAUCUGUAUGUGACAGGUCUGGUUUCAAGUUAUUUCUAAUUCCAGCUAAUAACCCAUUCGUUCACCAUAACUAAAAUAGUCAAAAUAGUUUACAGACGAACUCUAGCUGCAAUAAAGAUUAAAUAUUAAUGUUAUUAAAAAACAUAUUUUUAAAUUCAAUCUAUUUUAGCAACUGAAUAAGGUUCUAGGACUUUCUAGAAUGACAAAUACAGUACAAAUAAUUAAAAAAAAAGUCUUAUGGUACUUAACUGUUGACUUUAAAGGGACACUAUAGUCAACAGAACAGCUACAGCUUAUUGUAUUUGUUCUGGUGAGUAGAAUCAUUUCAGUCAGGCUUUUUGCAGAGAAAAUACAGUGUUUACAUUACAGCCGAGGGAUACCUCCACUGGCCACUGCUCAAAUGGCGACUAGAGGUGCUUCCUGGGGCAGUGCUGCCAUUCAGUGUCUCCACCCUCUGCAUUGAGACACUGAACUUUCCUCAUAGAGAUGCAUUGAUUCAAUUCAUCUCUAUGAGGAGAUGCUGAUUGGCCAGGGCUGUGUUUGUCUUGUGCUGGCUCUGCCCCUGAUCUGCCUCCUUGAUAGUCUCAGCCAAUCCUAUGGGGAAGCAUUGUGAUUGGCUCAGGCUACCACUUCUGAUGAUGACAGCAGGCAGGUCCAGGUUAGCAGUUGCAAAUUUGAAUACAAGUAGGAUUUUUCUACAUUUAGGGAAGCAGGGAGGGCUGGAGGGGGCUAGAUUGUUGUUUUAACACUACAGGGUCAGGAAUACAUGUUUGUGUUCCUGGACCUAUAGUGUUGCUUUAAUUGAUUUCUGUAACUUUGUCUGAGAAAGGAAUAGGUAUUAAUUUAUUAAAAUAGGACAUUUACAAUUAAAUAGCAAUACUAUCUGGAUGUAUUAUGUAUCCAGCUGCUUUCCUGUCCAAAUGUCAUAACAGAAACUAUUCUUGUUCUGAUGAAUUUGCACUAAUCUCUGAAAAAACACUUAAAGUGUAUCUGUGCUUUGUAAAUGUUUGUGAGACAAGAUCCACUCAGGUAAAUUACAAAAUAUAAUCUAUAUAUUGCACUACGUAAAUCACCUGUAAAUAUAUAGAUUUUUAUUAAAUAUUUUACAUGCCAUGUUUUGAUAAGGAUCUCUCAUCUAGGCUGUGCUCCACAAUUACUUAUCAGGCUUACAGUCUCAAGUGCUGGACUUUAUAAAAUAAUAUUGUAUAUUCAAUCAAAUUGGGCCCUUUCAAAUCCCAUAUAAUUACUGUUAAUUAACUGAAUAGAUUUUUUGUGUUAAUAAUAGAAUUACAAAAAGCAUAUUUUAAAAUGCACUUGGCAACUCACCGUUAGUGUUCAGCCAUCUUAUUUUGCUUGAACGUAAUAAAGUUUUAACAACUGAGAUUGGCCAAUUCUACUUUAGAUUAUCCUUGUUUAUUUCCACAGCACAGACUUUCUUUUCUUUGGGCAGUUAACUAUAUUAUAUGUUUGUUUACAAGAUUUACACUCCUAUCAGAGGGGAUAUGAUAACAUUAUACAAAUAUAUUGUGGGCCAGUACAAACCAUUAUCUGGAAAUCUAUUCAUAAACAGGGCUAUACAUAGGACAAAGAAAAGGUGUUUUUUUUACAGUAAGAACUAUAAGGAUAUGGAAUUCUCUGCCUGAAGAGGUGGUUUUAUCAGAGUCCGUACAUAUGUUUAAACUGCAAUUGGAUAAAUACUUCCAAAAACACAACAUACAGGGAUAUCAUUUCUAUUUAGUGGUGUAAUAGCUGCUUGAUCCAAGGAGAUAUCGGACUGCCAUUUUGGGGUCAAAAGGGAUUUUUUCCCCCUAGUUUGUUGCAAAAUUAGAAGUGCUUCAGACUGGAUUUUUUCCCCUUCUUUUGGAUCAACAGCAAAAACAUAUGUGAGGAAGGCUGAACUUGAUGGACACAAGUCUCUUUUCAGCUAUUAACUAUGUAACAUUUAAUUUAAUGUUUGCACUCUCCUUUUAAAGGAAAACUGUCACUUCACGUGAUUUUUAUUAUUAUUGUUUACUUAUUUCCCCUCUUUAUAUUUAAAGGAUCACUUUAGGGUCAGGAACACAAACAUGUAUUCCUGACCCUAUUAUUUCCAGCGCCGCGCGAGUCCACCGGUGCUAACUCCGUCCCCUUUGUGGAAUAGGGAAAGCAUUGGAUUGGCUAAAAUUGGCACAGGGGUGGGGCCAAAUGCAGAUUUGGCCAAUCAGUGCAUCUCUAUGAGGAAAGUUCAGCGUCUUCAUGCAAAACGUGGGGACGCUGAAUGGCAGGGUUGCUUACUGUGCAGCCCUGAGCCAGGAAGCCCCUCUAGUGGCCAUCUAAGGAGUGGCCACUUGGAGGUGUCCCUAGGGGCAAUGUAAACACUGCCUUUUCUUUGAAAAUGCAGUGUUUACAUGCAAAUGCCUGAAGGGAGCUAUUAUACUCACCAGAACAACUACAUUAAGCUGUAGUUGUUCUGGUGACUAUAGUGUCCCUUUAACUAAUAUGUGUUUGUGCGUUCUGAGAAAAAAAUAUUAAUUUAGAAAUCGUUACUUCUGUAUUUAACUGUAUUCUGUUACUUGAUGCCUCCAUCUUGGCUCUCUGUCAAUCAUAAUUCUAAGCGCUGCCAUUUUAUGUCAUUGAACAUACUAUGUGGAGGUAGGGAAACUGGAACAAUGCUUCUGGGUUUUUUUUUCUCCUCUAAUGCAAUUAGAAGUGAAUUGUGAUGUCAGUUGCUAAAUCUUUAAUAUAAAAUUAAAGCAAAACAGAGCACUGUAUAAAACAGUUCAACAUAUAUUAUAGUUGAUUUUCAAAAUUUUAUUCAAUAUGAAAUUUCCAGAAAAAGUUCCCUUUUAAACAAAACUUGCAGCAAACUACUUCACGCUUUUAUCUUUUAACUUUAUACCUUUAAUCUCACUUUACAGGGAAUCAGCAGUAUGAAGACACGUGUCCUCAAACUUUGCUAUUUUUUCAUCUUUCCUAAUCUUUUAGUGACUGGAAAUGGCUUACUGGUGUCAAUGUGUGACAUCAUGAAGUGGCUCGCUAGUCUGGAUUGAAAUUUGAGGUUUCAGUCUGAAAAACUCAAAUUGUCUCAUAGAUGAUAUUAAUAUUGUCCUCUUUGUAUGUGAACAGUAUAUUAUUACAUAUUAAUUUCUUGGGGAAGGAAUACUUACUAAUCACUGUGACCGAAGAACCUUUUUUUGUGGCUGGAAUGUAUGGUGCCUUUAUUCCUUGUAAUAAUGUUGCAUAAUAUUGGCUGUCUACUUGUACAAAAUAAUAAGUAACAAUUAUGCCAGUGAGACAUUAUUAUGUAUACACAUGCUUUUGAAAUAAAGGAAUUGACAGAUUA